CUCAUCCUCCCAUAAUGCAGUGCUCUGCCAGUGUCUGUAGGGGAUGGGUGUUUAAUGCAUCUGUGGUGGUUAGGUCUUCAGGGCCCCAGGCAGAAAGUACAUCGUGCGUGCACCAAUCUAGCCUAGUCCAGGCAUCAAGAAUCAGAAAGGCUGCCCUGCCCACGACCCCAAGACUGUGUCUCCUGCUCCUGCUCUUAGGAAUGGGAUGUGGAGAGAAGACCCCAGAUAUGGGUUCCUGCCAGCCUCAUCCUUCCUGCCAUGAGUGCAUUCAGUCCCACCCCAGCUGUGCCUGGUGCAAGCAAUUGGAUUUUGUGCAAGCAGGUGAAGUGGAUGCAGGGCGCUGUGCUACUCGGCUGGAGCUGGAACGCCGUGGCUGCCUCCCUAGUGAGAUCAUGGACCCCCAUGGCGAGCAGCACAUGCUGGAGGACAGGCCCCUGAGCAGCAGCACCCAACAAGAGUCCUUCACUCAGCUGGCACCCCAGAGAAUUGCUCUGAAGCUUCGGCCUGGGGAGGAGCAGCGUUUCACCGUGCGUUUCCGACGGUCUGAAGGCUAUCCUGUAGACCUGUACUAUCUCAUGGAUCUGUCCUAUUCCAUGAAGGAUGACCUGGAGAACAUCAAGCGCCUGGGAAACAACCUGAUGGCUGCCCUACAUGAUGUUACCACCUCUGUGAAGAUUGGGUUUGGCUCCUUUGUGGACAAGACAGUGCUGCCAUUUGUGAGCACCUCUGCCUCCAAGCGGCGCCACCCCUGCCCAGACCCCGCUGAGGCCUGUCAGCCCUCCUUCAGCUAUCAGCACGUGCUGUCUCUCACUGGCAAUGCCAGUGAGUUCAAGAGCAGAGUCGGCCAGCAACACAUCUCGGGUAAUCAAGACCCAGCAGAGGGAGGCUUCGACGCCAUCAUGCAGGCAGCUGUUUGCAAGGAACAGAUUGGCUGGCGUAAUGUGACAAAGCUACUGGUUUUCACUUCAGAUGGCACCUACCACAUGGCAGGGGAUGGGAAGCUGGGAGGGGCCUACCUCCCCAAUGAUGGGCGCUGCCACCUGGAUGCCAACGGUCAAUACACUAAAAGCCACCUAUAUGAUUACCCCUCCAUUGGACAUUUGGCUGAGGUGCUCUCCAAGUCCAACAUCCAGCCCAUCUUUGCUGUGACUGGCAUCAGGGUCCCGAUGUAUGCGGAGCUGAGCAAGUUCAUUCCCAAGUCAGUCGUUGGGGUACUGAAGGAGGAUUCCAGCAAUGUGGUGCAGCUCAUCACAGAUGCCUACCAUAACCUGUCCUCCACCGUAAGCUUGGAGCACUCCUUGUCAGAGCUUCCUCCUGACAUGUCCAUUACCUACGAUUCGCAUUGUGGGGACUCAGAAACCUUCGGACACACGCGGGGUGGAGAAUGCAUUGGCGUACGGAUCAACCAGUCGGUGCAAUUCACAGUGAGAAUAAAAGCCACUACCUGCCUACUUGGUACAAAGGAGCUGGUGCUACGGGUGCCGGGAGUGAGUGAGGAACUGCAUGUACAGCUGACAACAGUGUGUGAGUGCCAGUGUGGAGACACUCAAUCCAAUGCACACCACUGUUCUGGCGGCCAUGGCAACCUCACCUGUGGUGUCUGCAGCUGCCAGCCAGGCUAUGUCGGUCAGCUCUGUGAAUGCCAGCAAGAGAAGCUGGGUGUCCCAGAGGGCAGCUGCCGAGAUGUGAAUGACACAGGCCCUGUGUGCAGUGGCAAGGGGCAGUGUAUGUGUGGGAAGUGUCAGUGCCACCCUCCAGCGAGUGGGCCCUUCUGCAAAUGUGACAACACCGGCUGCAAACGGCACAAUGGGCAGCUCUGUGCAGGCAACGGGAGGUGCCGAUGCAACAUGUGUGAAUGCCAGGCAAACUACACUGGCAGCGCAUGUGAGUGCAGCCUGGAUACCAGUGGCUGCAUGUGGGAGGGUGCUGAAUGCAGCAGUCACGGGCACUGUGUCUGUAACAGAUGCCAGUGUGAUGCUGGCUGGUUUGACAGCCACUGCAGCCGCUGUGCUGACUGCCAGACACUCUGCGAGGAGCACAGGGACUGUGCAGAGUGCAAGGCCUUUGGCACAGGACCGCUGAGUGCAACCUGCAGUGCCUCCUGCAACCAGACGGUGAGCGUGUUGCUGGCCCCCACAGUGAACGAAAGCUGGUGCCAAAUGAAGGCAGAAGAUGGUCGCCUCCUCAUCUACCUCAUUGGGAAGGAUGAGGCUGGUGGUAUCAUCUUAACAGUGAAGAACCAAGAGGGUACGACUAAGCAGAUAGUCAAGCUAGUACUGGGCUCAGUACUCGGCUCUGGACUUCUCCUCAUUGCAAUAUACUACAGCUACAUACGUAUCUCUGACUGGAAGGAGUUCAAGCGGUUUGAAGAGGAGUGCAAACGUACCAAGGGGAAUGAGGUCAACAACCCAAUAUAUCAGAGUGCCACCACCACCACCAUCAACCCCAAGUACAAUAAGGAUUAACGCACAGCAGACACAGCCUCAGACUUUUAGGACUGUUGGAUCUGGAACAGGGUGUCAUAUGUUCAGCCAUGAUGGAUCUACCUCACAGGCUUAUUGCAAGAACAGAACUUUUUGCAUGUUUUCCUGAAUUUCUGAGAGGGAGGGGUAUGAUAGAAAUGAUGAACUCAGUCUGUUCUGGGUGUACAUCAUAGCUAACCACUUCAUCAUGUACUGGUGAACUAAAAUAGUAAAGCUUUUUGCUACAGUGGAACAUGCUCCCCAUGGGCAUGAGAGGAUUGGAGGCCUUUGGACAACCUGAAGACCCAUCUUUUUACUCUGGUAUUCAAUGAUACAAGGUUAAAUUUUAAUCUGGUUUAAAUGUUUUAUUUUGUUGUGUGUGUGAGUUUACUGUAAACCACCCUGAGCCACUUUAGAAAGGAUGGUAUAUAAAUCAAAAUAAAUAAAAUAACCCUGCCACCCCA
Hemicordylus capensis (graceful crag lizard) is the source of this 2926-nucleotide messenger RNA. It is a transcript of the gene ITGB7, whose product is annotated as integrin subunit beta 7. The coding region runs from base 15 to 2465 and encodes 816 amino acids. Gene Ontology annotation, biological process: cell adhesion mediated by integrin; cell migration; cell-matrix adhesion. The transcript is spliced from 16 exons. The record is from RefSeq and is a predicted model, not a curated record. Gene Ontology annotation, cellular component: focal adhesion; cell surface; integrin complex. NCBI's taxonomy places the organism in Eukaryota, Metazoa, Chordata, Lepidosauria, Squamata, Cordylidae. Gene Ontology annotation, molecular function: integrin binding.